Messenger RNA from Pristis pectinata (smalltooth sawfish), 1970 nucleotides. RefSeq names its product leucine-rich repeat-containing protein 63-like. The record is from RefSeq and is a predicted model, not a curated record. Bases 235 to 1647 code for a protein of 470 amino acids. Gene Ontology annotation, molecular function: protein binding. The transcript has 10 exons. Lineage: Eukaryota; Metazoa; Chordata; Chondrichthyes; Rhinopristiformes; Pristidae.
UGGUGGUUGCCAGGGCCGUUGCCAGGCUGGGCCCGGCUGCCUUGGCGGGCGGGCGAUGGCAGUGCGCCGGCUGUGUGCAGAGGGUGGCGGCUUGCCGGCUCUUGCUGAUGUGGGAAAGAGUAGCUGAAGUAGCGCCUUGAGUACCGGUCUGACCUUCAACCGGCCGGGCGGAGGUGAGAGUUAACUCUUUGUUUGUGGUUGAAAUAAACCCAGGGUAUCGGAAUCAGGAGCAGCAUGUCCAAAUAUCCACAACUGCUUCGUAGACCAUUGCCACCAAAAGAUGCUUUUCCUUUUGAUAAAAUGUUAACAGAAAAUGCAUCAGGCCCUGCUGCUGUGCCCAAGAAAGAAGGUGACUUGAUCAAUGAAUCCGAGAUUAAGGAUUUAUCAGUGACUUGCAGGUCUUCUGGUCUAAAUGGAUUUCCUUCCCGUGGUGUUAUUGUACAUAGACAUGAUAAUCCAUAUUUUGCAGAGGAUGACAUUAAAUACUGUUUUCCAGCUGCUUUCACUUUGGACAAUUUUCUUCAAAAGCCUUGUGUGAAUCCUCCACCUUCAGAUGAGGGAAAGAUUGUUUUGUCUCGCCAUAACUUCAACAAGAUUUUGAACCUCCUUGAACCUCAGUUACUGAAGCAUAACCAGAAAAAAGUUCACAUAAUAGAAUUAUCCACCGAUGACAUUCCACCGGUAUUGAAACGAAUCCCUUGGAGACAGCAGGCUCUUGAAAUUAUUGCUACUGCCAGAAACCAUCGUGUCUCCCCAGAAUUGUCCAUCUAUCCAGGAGCUGAUCUGAAUUUUGAAGAAAGUGGCCAGUUUCUUGAACCUCCAGACUCCGAAUCCCCAAUCAAGGAGGAAGAACAAGAGGAACAAAUGCACCCGUAUGAAUUUGUUAUUGUUAGAUCAAUGGCAGCAGGAGGGGAGUCUAUAAAUCUGAGGGGAUACUUUAUUCACCAGCUUCCUGACCUAACUAGACUCGUUUCCACAUUAAAGUAUCUGAACCUGUCAUUCAAUAGUUUUCGGGUCAUUCCAACUGAGAUUUAUCAGUUCUCCUGCCUCGAAAUGCUGAAUUUGAGAGACAAUCCAAUUACAGAGAUUUCUCCUGAUAUUGAGAAACUGACCAAACUAAGAAUUUUUAACAUUUCUUUCUGCAUCGUUUCAAUUCUGCCUGUUGGACUAUUCCUCUUACCGCAUCUUCAGUCACUCAAUGUUGCCUACAACAAGAUUUCUUUCAUUCCCGAUGACAUUAGAAACCUCAGAGAACUUCAAUUUUUAAAUGUUGAAGGAAAUGAGCUAAGUUCACUGCCAUGUGGCCUUCUCAAACUCCCCCUGAAGCAUGUACGCGUGCAUAAUAAUUACAUACAUCCUUUGUUUUGGGAAGAAAAUAUACAGAACCAACCACAGCAUCUUACUGAUCUAGCUGCUCUCUCUUUCACCAAGAACAACUUGCAUCAGCAUUACUUGAAUAUACCUGAGGAGGUGCAAAUUAUACUGAACAAUGCUUCAGUUUGUGACUGCUGCAAUGGACCUCUGUUUGGUUCAGGACUUCAUCUGAUCCGGCCACGUAAGAUGAUCUACAAUACUGAAAGCCUUCCAUACCAAUUUUGUGCCUGUUCACCAUCUUGUUAUAAAUCAUUCAAGUCUAAGACUCACUGAAUAUACCCAUGUCCUUGUAACCUUGCACUACAAAAGGAAAGUUAUUAAGUACCAAGUGUUUAUUCUGCAUUUUGUUUCAUCUAAUGUGCCAGUUCUUUAUGCAAGGAUAAACUUGGUAAGCACAUAUUUAAAUUUUUGAAAAUGCUGUUCAGUACUUAUACUUGUUAAAGAACUUCUUGUGCAGAUUUGUUGCUAAAUUAAUUCAAUACCUUAGGUAAUAGUUGAAAUGAACUGACAUGCUACUUAAGUGUUGAUCUUAACUGAGUUGCAAUGACGUGACUAGACAGCUUCUUACAGAGGUUUUGAAGGAAGAUUAGGUUUUA